AUUGCUAGGUGCACUUACCUACAAACAAUUCAUUUGACACUGGCAUUUGAUAUAACAGUUGAAAGCGCAUCUUUUGAUGUCAACAUUUUGAUCUAUAUUUUUAAACAUAUUUAUUUUUAAGAGUAUAUUGAAGGGCGUUUCAAGUUGGGUUUUGAAUUAUAUUUAUUUGUGGAUGGUCUGAGUGUGUCGGGCCAACAAUGUCACAGCCGCGUAUGAGGAAGGCGUCUGUAAUGGUUGCAGGCAAUGGCAAUCGUCCGCACGUUGCCAUUAAUAAGGCGUCAGGAGACAGCGGUCCUUAUGCUCCCGCCCCGAAACAGCUACCCGAGAAGCGUAAUAGAAAUAAAAUACCAAAAACAAUUAGAUACGACCUUGAAAAUGCUUUAGUUGGCUUAUGCGACGUCUGGUUCGAGGAGAUCAAGCCUCACCUGGUCCGCAACAACAUAAAGCUGCACGUGCACGGGGCGGGUGUGGCUGGCGCAGCAGGUCCGGCGGGCGGUGAUCACCAGCGCCUGCCGCCCGGAGCGCCUGGCUGCUCCCACCUCGACCCAGCAUUCUCUGCUGCCGGGUGCGAACUGUGCCGGCUGUUGUUUAAUGCCGCCAACAGCAUCGAGAGCGCAGUCUCUCAGGCCGCCAGCGCGGCUAACUCGCUCCCGGUCACGCCAGUUGUUGCCGUCACCGCCGUUCCCAUUGUCCCCUCCGCUGAUAAACCAGAACCUGAAUACUAAAGGCGAACGGAAACGUACCCACCGUUUUCGAAGAAAUAUUCGUUCCCCUAAGUCCCCAUCGGCGCAAUCCACGUUGCGCGUGCCUAGAAUAUGCCGCACCUACUGCGCCCUGCCGUCCCCCACCACGCCGAAAACGUUACUGCGAAGGAUACAACCCGCCCAUCCCCAACAGCGUAGAGAGAGCUUUCUAACUUCUUCAAAAAAGCAGGUAGAAAAGAAAAAUAGAUCGACACAGACUGAAAUGUUUUCGAGUCGCAUACGAUGCUCAGUUCAACAGAAGCGCGUGCCACCGACUCCAUUCGGCCGCUGUGCUGCUACCACAACUUUUUUUCCUCUCAAAUGUGAGAAAAAUAUAAUAUCGCCCAAGAACGCUGUUGAUCAACCUAAGUUUUCCAAACCACCGCUAUUUUAUAAAGAUUUCAUCAAUAUCGUAGGAGAGAGACAUGAUAAGAGAUUAAAAUUAUUGUACAGAUCUCCUACUCGUGAAGAAUGCCCGUCGAUUUUAAAUCUAGUUCAAUCGUCAAAGGAUACACCCAUAGAGGCUUAUAGUAGAAAAAAGAGACCUUGGAGAUGAUAUUCUUAAUAUGUUUGUUUCGAAACAAUACUCAUAACUGUUUAUUUAUUUAUACGUUUAUAAUAUUUGAUGUCUUGAUAAGUUGUAGAAUAUUGGGUUACCUAGAUAAACUUUAAACAAUUUA
Molecule: messenger RNA, 1423 nt
Organism: Manduca sexta (tobacco hornworm)
Lineage: Eukaryota; Metazoa; Arthropoda; Insecta; Lepidoptera; Sphingidae
Exons: 6
Coding region: 198-725 (175 amino acids)
Source: RefSeq, a predicted model, not a curated record